Peromyscus leucopus (white-footed mouse) is the source of this 4323-nucleotide messenger RNA. It is a transcript of the gene Smim13, whose product is annotated as small integral membrane protein 13. The transcript has 2 exons. Lineage: Eukaryota; Metazoa; Chordata; Mammalia; Rodentia; Cricetidae. Bases 381 to 644 code for a protein of 87 amino acids. The record is from RefSeq and is a predicted model, not a curated record.
GAGUGGUUGGCUUCGGGCGUCUCCGAGGGCCGUGGGGAGCUCGCGCGAGCCGCCGCCAGGGCCUUGCGGCCGCCGCGCCACCCCCGGCUCACGCUUUCCCCUUCGGUGUCCGCCAUGGCGGCGCGUCCGUUCGCCGCCGGCCUCUGCACGCCGCGGCCCCGGCUCCCCAGAGCGAUGAGGCGGUAGUGGCGCCUCGCGGCCCGCUCCUCCGGAGACUCGGUCGCCCCGGCUCGGGGGCAGGUCCCCGCCGCCGCGGCGGUCCGCCCCCGCACCGCCCAGUCCCGCCCCCUGGGGGCGCUGCCCUCGGGCGCCCGCCACCCAUGCCGCCCAGCCGCUCCGCUGCCCGCCGCUGAGCCCGCGUCCACCCUCCAGCUCCCAAGAUGUGGCACAACGUGGGGCUGACUCUGCUGGUGUUCGUGGCCACGCUGCUGAUCGUCCUGCUGCUGAUGGUGUGCGGUUGGUAUUUUGUAUGGCAUCUCUUUUUAUCUAAAUUCAAGUUUCUACGGGAACUGGUGGGAGACACAGGAUCCCAGGAAGGAGAUCAUGAGCCUUCAGGGUCUGAAACGGAAGAGGAUCCUUCAGCUUCACCACACAGGAUCAGAUCUGCUCGUCAGAGGAGGGCACCCGCUGAUGAAGGCCACUGACCAGACACCUGCCAUACUAGAAUAUGGUCUAAGGCAGUUAUGAGCCUCUGUCUUUAGUGACCUAGCUUUGAAAGUUACUAAGUGACUGAGGAACAUUUGUAAUUGGAUUUAUAUCCAGUUCAAAAAAGAUUUACAUGUAAGCCAUAUAGAAAUAAAGGGAAUUUAAAUCAAAUUGGACCAUUACAGAUUUCAUCUUGGAUAUUUUGCUUCACUGGGUCUACUUAACACACUUACUCUUUGGCUUAUUUUUUUUUGCACUGGUGUAAAUCUGUAAACAUUUUAGGCUUGAAAAAACAUGUUAUUAGUCAUAAAAUGUACCCUUUUCUUGACACUUUGACUUGUCAUAAAUCGGGGAGCAUCUCAUUACUGUCAACUAGGUGAUGGUCUUGUCAUUAUUCCAGCUCAUGCAUGUGUGAAUUUGCAGCUUGUUACAAUGUCAUUACCUCAGCUGAUGUGGAUAUUGUUGGUAUCAAAUAUAUCGGGUUUAAUUGGCAUUUUUACAAUGUCUUCAAAAAGUCCUAUGACUUGGCAUUGAAACGGAAGGUUGUUGUAUAUGCAGAAAACCGUGUAGAAAGCAGUGGAGCGUGUUUGAUGUGAACGAUGCCAACAUUUGCUGCCGGAGAAAUGAUCCCAAUUCUGUAUUCCCUUGCAAAGAAACAACAAAAUGCUUUCCAGGACUUAAGAAAGGAAGAUACCCACAAGUUGAUGAAGCUAUGCUGCAUUUUGUCAGUGGGGCACUUGCAGACGAAGGCAGGAGAAAUUGCCAAAAAUCCUCAAAUGAUCUAUCACAAUUCAAAGCAAGGAGAGACUGGUGUGGCUACUUCAUGGAGAGGACUGCCAUUAAGACAUCAAACGUUUUAUCCAAAGCUGCCUGCUGGUGUUAGACGGAAGGCAGUGGUAGGCACCCCUUCAGGAAAUGCCAAAUUGCCAGUACUCUUGACAUGCUUGGGAAAAUAUGCAGGUCCCUAUGACUAAUUUGAAAAAUGGUUUGGAAGAAGGGGACUCGGAAUGUGAAGUUAUAGUUAUAACUUAACCAGUUUAUUUCACACAUUCUUUACAUAGGCACAAGAUUUAUGUGAUAAAAAUAUUUUAGAACAGGAAUAAAUACAAAAUAAAACAUUUUUCUGUGAUACAAGGCAUAUGCCAUAGCUUAAUGGGCAGUGUUUUUUUUUUCUUAGAGAUACAUAUGGUGCAUCUUAACAGUUGAUGGUCACCUAGAUUAAGUAAAAGUGAUAAUUUGUAAAUUUACUUUUCAAGAUAGCAAUUAUUUAUUGGAGAACUUAAUUAUAAGUCUUACAGUGUUAACAAUUAUUUUCUAUGAAAUACUUCUGGGGUAAAUCUAUUGGGGGUUUUAGAGUUGUAGUUAGGAAUCUAAGAACUGUCUUCUCCUUUAGGGAGAGAGAUUGGUCCCCCCUUUAUAUGGGGACCGUAUGUUCUGGGCUUGUGUUGUGGAGAAAAUACUUCAGACCUCAAAGAGUACUAGGGCUUGAAAGAGUAGUGGUGGAAAAAAGUGCUUACCUGUAUAAAAUUCCUCUUGCCAGGAGUCCAUGUUUGUUUUAACUGAACUUUGGACUGUUUACUAGAGAAGAGAGAUGGAUUCAUGAACCUUCUAGUGUCUGCUCUAUACAGAAAUGAACUGCAAAGCCAUGUUACCUUCCUGGUUCUUGUCAUUCAUGGCUGUGUUUAAUCUUGUUUGAUACCUCAUUCUUCAUCCUGGCAGAUUUUGUCUAUUCAUUGUCUACAGGCACUAUCCCAAGUUGAGUCCCUAAAGAACUGUUUGUAGACACCAUAGCCCUUUGGGCACAUCGUAAGAAAAGUUAUAGAGGACAGCCUUCAUUUAGACAUUUUCUCGGGAAGAUGCCCAACAGCUGAGAGUUGGGUGCAAUUGUUCUGUCUUCUUCUGGGGCAUAAUGUGACCAGAAGGCAUAAAGAACAGUGACAUUGUUUCUAGCAUUGAUUUUUAAUAUUUCUUAUAUUAACUAAAUAUCACUAAACGGGUCAAGAUAUGCCAUAAGGCAUCUUGGUACCGGGAGGUUGUUUACAUUAGAUUUUUUUUUUAUAAUCUAAUGUGAGCUCCAGUUUUGUUUUUUUUUGCUUAUGUUUUACAGUGGGUAUCUAAGGUUUCUAUAGCAAUAGGAAAACCUUGAAGCUGCAGGUGAGCGCUCUGUUGUGUCAGUAUUAAAGAACAGUGGCUGAUGUAAUCACCCCCCCCAACCUAGAACCAGGCCCAAUCUAAUCUCUGUAAAGAUACAUACAGGGCAUAAUUUAUUGGUAUUUAUGUUUCCAGCAUAUCCUAUAAAAACUUUAAUAAAAACUGUGCUUGGCUGGAGAAAUAAUACUGUAUGGUAUAACAGCUUAUACUUGUGUGUUUUAACUUAAGAAUGCAAAGACAUUUUGGAUGCCAGUAUGAAGAGUCUUAAGGCACAGUCCUUUGUGUAAAAUAGGUUUCAUGGAUCUCCUUUACCCCACCAGGAGAGAGAGGAGAAACUGUUGCCCCUCCAGGAUUCCUGUGUGCUGUGGGUUUCUGUCCCGUUUCCUGUCUUGAAUGCUUUUGUAGCUUUUUUCAACUGUCAUACCUGUAUUCUCAGGUUCUCAGUGCAAGGGGUGUGCUCACCUUCAAAGUUUAAAGACACAACAUACAAACACUAGAGUCUUGCCUGAUGACAUCAUCUCUUUUAGGGUUGCUUAGAAACUUGAGGACUCAGGUAGAUUGUUGCAGUUCCUUUGCAGCCAGCCCUGCCCAAAUCUGUAGUUAGCCUCUGAAGGAAUGUGUGUGUGUGCCCAUAUGGUGGCAUGGCUCAGAUUUAAAUGCCAAAACACUAAAGAUUUGUAUAAGUUAGCUGGGGCGUUAAACCCACACCCGAAGAUAGCUUUCGAACUGAAUGGCUUCACACAGUGGAAGUAGAUACUUGGUAGCUGUUUCAUGGACAUGUUGACUGCUUUGUUUAGACUAGACUUAAGAACCAUUUCAAAAUGGUAUUUUGCUAAAAGUUUGGAGUGUGCAUGUGCUGACAUCUAAAACAUGAUGGAUGGGAAGUAGAACAUGUUUUGUGUUAAGAGGAACGAUGUUUGAAGUUACUGAGUCCACAGUGCAAUGUUUUAAAGUCAGUUUUCCUCAGAAGGUGUCUGACUGUGACUGGUAACCAGUGUAAUUGCUGACCUUGACUGGUAAACUAAGUGCUUUUAGUUUUGAAGUUGACUUCUUAAAGCCAAUGAGCAGUCCUCCUAGCCCCGAAGAGCUCAGGCGACUGUAGGAUGGCGUUGGGUUAUAGAGUUUAGAAUUAAAUCACCUUGUAUUGUCUGCUGUUAAAGUGUCCCAGAGUUUGAAACUUGUAACAAGUUACAUUUUUACCCUGUAUUAGUAGAAACUGCAUCUCCAUUUUUCAGCACACACUCCUUGUUGAGGACUGUCUAGCAUUAACCUCCACCCCAGUUCUAUGCAUAACCAUUCACCAAAUGCUGCUGCUGUGGUUUCUCACAGGAGCCCUUCUGUCCUGUGCUGUGAUGCAUUGUCAUCCUGCUGCUUGACAAAUAUGUUGUAAGGAAUUAGAACUGUGUGUGUUAAUAGUACCUUUAUAUAACAAGAUGUAAAAUACAGAUGAGGGAUAUGCAAAUGAGUGAUGUUCCUGUCUUAGGCUAUCUAAAGCUUCUUGCACAAAAUAAAUGAAAAUGAAAAUAA